UGUCUGUGUCGGUGUCGGUGUCGGUGUCGGUGUAUUCUCUUUCUCUCUUUCACUCUUUCUUCCUGUGUUUCUCAGUGCGCACUGCGCGCACAGGCACAGGGUAUACAGGUGGAAUGUGCCACCGUCCGCGCGGCACACGGAUGUACACUGACGCGUAAAGCCAGUGAGGGGCGCCGGGCGAGAUAAGGUCGAGCCUUAUGCGAGGUGUAAAGUGAUCCACCAAGAGGACUCUCGCAAGGGAAAGGGGACGUGCGGGGAGGAAACUCCGGGAAGAGUCUCAGUAUGGAGGUGAUAUAUAAAUUUUGUAAAUAAUAAAUGUGAAUGUCUUUGAAUGGAAAACCAAAGAAUCUGGAUCGGUAAGGAUUUUACAAAAAGAAAUCAAAGGUCCAGAAAAUUCUAAGAGACAAGGUAUUCGAAUCGGCAGACUUGCGUAGGCAUAUAAGGAUCGACGUGGGAACAAGCAUGAGGACACUUCAUUGUCGGAAUGUUUAAGCAUCGAGGAAAGGAAUAGAUGGAAGAAAGUUAGUAGAAAAGAAGACACAAAAGUACACGAAGAAUUUCGCUCUUCGCAAAGAGAUAGACGUAAAUAUUUAAUGACAUUGUGAUCGGUGAGAUAUGAAGCGACGGGUAAGAGGAAGUGGAAGAUCGUGUACGGAAUGUAGAAGCGUUUCACGAAGGUCGGACCAAGACUAGAACAUUCAUAAGAUUCCACAGGCCUCGCCUCCUUUUAUUCAAUCUCAAUUAAAUAAAAGAAACCGUCUAAAAGAUCAAGAAGAAAUUAAAUAAAAAAAGAUACUAAAAUCAAACUAAUAUCAGAAAAUAUUAGAGGAAAUAUAACAAAUAUAUUGUAUGAAAGAAGGAUAGAAAAAUAUCAUCAAAACAAGAUAAAGAUCAUUUGGAAAAGCACAGACAGGAAGGAAAGACGAAUGUUUAGUGUUGAGUUACGAGGGGGAUUGUAAGAAAAGAACGGUCGAAGAAUUUUGAAGAAAACCGGAAGGUUUCGGCGCUGCGAGGAGCGCGCAUUAAGAUUCUUCGUCCGUAUGCAGCUUCAUCGCGAGUCGCGCGAGCGUCCAUGAGGCUUGAGCGAAGGACGAGCCGUUGAGAGGUCCACGCCAUGAGAAUCCUCAAAACGCUACACUGGUCCCGAAGGCGUAGCGGUAGUGGCGUGACGGACAUACACUCUCAGCAACAGCAGCAGCAAUUGCAGUUGCAAGAGAACAACAACUCGCGCGAACAACAACUCGUGCGAACAACAAGCUCGCGCGACGCGAAGAAGCCGCAGGAGGGACUGGGGCCCGAUGAGAUGUGGGCCCCUGGCGCCCUGGGCCAUCAUCGGGAGCUACCUGUUGAUGUGCCCGACACCCUUCUACAGAAGGCCUAUCCCAACAAGGUAAAAAACUGCUCUUCCGAUUAUAGGAACGGGCUACAGCAUCGUCCCCGUAGCGCUAGCGACCUCGACCUCUCCCUAAACCUUAAAAACGAAACCCUUAAGACGCGCACCAUCGCGGACGGACGCGCUAGACUCGUAUCGAACGAUCACACGCACGACGUCACCGACGCAGCCAGGACAAUUAACGUCCACAACGGUCUUCAGCCGUCUAUGCUGAAGAUCGAGCUGAAUAUCGAGGACGAGGAGGAGAAAGUGAAAGCCACCAAGAAGAAUCUGGGGUUCGACAAAUAUCGCGAUAGCCCGAUCGCGACCGGCUCGCCGGAUUUGAAAAGUACCUUUAAAGUUUUCCAAGUAUACGCGAACAUUGACGAGGAGGACGCAGGUGGACAGAAGGAGUCCAGCGUUGAUAUUGAAGACGACUAUCCUUUUGCCAAGGAGGAUUAUCCCACGAUGCUGAAAACAUGUAGCGACGAUUCCGCGAGUCCAAGAAGCUCAUCGGGUAGAUCGGACAGUACCGCACCCCUCGAUACCAGUCUAAUGCUCAGGCAUAGUAAAAGCCACAAGGACUCGCCGACUUAUGACGUACGAAGGAUAGACCUCGGGUCUCCUUGUAGAUCGGUGGUACCCGACAUCAAGGUGGCUCCACUCUUUGGCCGAACCCGAGACGCGACUUCCUUUGACAAUCCGGCUUAUGGAUUAACGGACUUGCAGGAUCUUCAGGGGCUACUGCGAUCCGACGAAAUGUCAGACUUAACCAGACUGAUUGAUGAACAAUCUUCAAUUCCAAGAACUCCGCAAGAUCAAGAUAAAGUCUCGCCUGUCCGUGUCAAGGAUCAGCAGAUGGACUCUUCCCAAACCGAGCCAGUAAGCAAGUCCAGCAAAAGCCCGACGAAACGUCGUUCAAAUGACGAACGAAUUAAAUUGAAGGCAAAAACCCGCAGUCUCAAUAUCGAGGAAUUGAUCCGGGUUGGCUCGACCGACGAUCUUCUCGGCAUCGAAUUAAGCAAUCUCUCCUCCUCCUCCUCCUCGUCCCGGCAGCGGACAAAAAAGAAGCGGCAUCAACAGAUCUCCAGCGGCUAUUCCACCCUGAGGAGCGAGGCCUCUGGCGAUCUCGAGCAUAACGCGGACCGCAGCUUCCUCGUGGUGGGCAGAAAGCCUUACCGCGAGGUAGCCGUCGAUUGUCCACCGGAUUUCGUGCCGGUCACCAAGUGCCACCCGAUAUACCCGCCGCCGAAUAAGACCCCCGGCAACAGCAAGCACAACACCCUCGAGCCAAAGCGCGAUCACGCGAGUGUCAUUAACGAGGCGAGUUCGUGCGCUGCGACAACGACGAUGACCAUGACGACUACCACGCUCGUAGCCUCCCCUCGCCUCUCCUUGAACGAUAAUAGCUUCACGACGCUGUCUAGUGCCGACAGUAGCGCUAAAGAGACCGUGGUCGCGCGCUCGGUAGACCAUAAGCACAGCUUGAAGAAGGUAAGGUCCAAAGUCAAGAGCUUAAUAUGCAACAGCUUACAGCCUAUCCUGCACCACCAGCAACAUGGUGAUUCGCUUGGCGCUUACAGCACGCAAUACCCUAACUCACUAAUGCAGACUCAUUCUAAUGAUCCUGUUCUGCAAUCGUUCGUCAUGAACAUUACGAAUCCCAACGAGUUCUCGCAAAUACGAAGCUCCUUCAACGAACGAGAUGAGAAUCUCUUUCAAAAUCGACAAAUCCAGAAUUCUUGUUUCGAGGAUGAUUACCACGACGUGGUUUUCUUACAAGGAAAAUUCUUCCGCGUGAGCGGAGAACGUUUAUUAUCCCCCGUUUUUCCAGAAGAGCUUCCCAAAAAUUCGCAAAACCCCUUCCUCGAAGAAGCUGGUAAUAAUAAAAUGACCUCUUUCCCUUUCCCAACUAGCGAUUCUAUACGCUUGAGUGUCUUUCCUACUUUUGAAAACAAAGUCGUGAACUCUUCUAAAGAAGAACUCCUUGGUUUCGAGAAGGAAACCGAGGAGAAUCACUUCUCCGAUUGUCCGAACGAGAUUAGCUUGAUACCGGAGGAAAAUAUCUCGUUUUUUAAAUUCAGAGAUAACAUUCAUGUCCAAUCAUCUAUCCAAGAGACAAAUCAGAAUUCUCGGAAUUCUCUGCGUGAGCUCUCCUUUGCGGAACAACGCGUUGUGAGUCGUUUAUUCGACGACACGCGUUAUUCUAAUAAUUGUCAGCCACAAGAAAAGGAGCGACGUGACAGCGCUCACUGUCUCGAUGAUUCGCCGAGUACACAAAAUCAAAAAAAUUCAAGGCUAUUUUUUAAAUACGGUUCCAAAUUGGACGUUCCAUCUAUGCUUCCUAACAAUGGCGUGAAAUUUCGCGUUAGUUGGAGAAGCAUGUCCGACCUUCCAAAUUUAAUGGCCGAUUGGCACUCGACGACGACAAGGACAGCCUUUUCGCUCCCUGACUUAGUUUCAAUAUCGAAAAUCACGUCAUCACCUAUCGUCGGGUGGGAUAAAGUUGACCACCCGACAGUUUCGUACGACGGAUUUUCUCAUGAACGUAUGAAGCAGAACAUACCAAAAUCACCGAUGCACACUAUGAAGAACAAUUCGCUCAAGUCGCACGUCGACGCUCUCGAACAGCAGGCCGGUCUCAAUGGAGUCAAGCCUGCCAUCCCACCUCGCGAUCAGAAGAGGGCACCUGCCAGACCGCCGAAAGAUAAUCUGCGCCUCUCCACGCAGAACAAUAAUGUUGAGACGAGCGAUAACGCCAACGCCGAGCCGACGCAACAGCAGCUUCACUCUAUCAGGAAAUAUCAGGAGCAGUUACGAAAACGGAAAGAUGAGGAGGAAAGACAGGAAAUGCUCAGCCGUUCUCUCCGUGGCUCUAAAAAGCUUCAAGCUUUGGAGAGCCAUGCGACGAGCCUCAGUGGCCAGGAAAAUCUUGCUUACGCACAGGACGAGGUGACCACCGGCGUCAGUCGAAUUACACACGCCACUCCUAAUGCAGUCCAAGAAGUGGAGGAGCCGCCCAGGCCUCUCACGUACGGCGAGGUCGUUGCUACGCUGGAGAGGCUGCAGCUCCAACUGCGAAAUAUUUCAGGUGCUCUCGGUAUUUCGGGUCCAGGUGUCGAAGCCGAGCUCGAGGCAGUCCGAACACUUUUAGUGCAGAAUCGAUUUGCGUCUGCCCUGGCGACUCGUCAUACUUUAAAAAGUCGGCUAAGGGCGAGCAAGAUUUUCAAACAUCACGCCGAUGACGCAUCGAGUUUAGCGCGAGAUUGCGUGGAUAUCCUUGAAAAAUGGCAAUCGUCGUCGACCGCAACAGGUGUCGGCGGAGCAGAAACAAUAGCCGCCGUGGAAGAGUUAACGAGUAUUCUAACAAGUUACGACAUGGAAGCUCUGCUUCUGGCGCACGAUUCUAUCGUCUCCUACGUGGAAGGUUUACAAAGGAAGCAAAGCCCGUCCUCUCCACCCAGUGGCCCGCCCAGUCCGACGUCUAGUUGGAAAGAUUCCCGUGUAGUCGACAACAUUAAGAUUAUCCGAAUUGAGAAAACUAACGAACCUCUGGGUGCUACCGUCAGAAACGAAGGGGAUGCGGUAAUCAUAGGACGUGUCGUUCGCGGUGGUGCGGCAGACAAGUCAGGACUCCUACACGAGGGUGACGAGGUUCUCGAGGUGAACGGAGUAGAAAUGCGCGGCAAGACUGUCAACGAGGUUUGUGAUAUUCUUGCUGGCAUGCAAGGUAGUCUUACGUUCUUGGUACUUCCGGCUCCAACGAACCACAGAAAUAAUUUAAGGAGAGAAGACACGACCCAGAUACAUAUACGAGCGCAUUUCGAUUACGAUCCCGAGGAAGACCCGUACAUACCGUGCAGAGAGUUGGGCGUGAGCUUCCAAAAGGGCGAUGUACUCCACGUAAUUUCCCAAGAGGAUCCUAACUGGUGGCAAGCAUAUCGAGAGGGUGAAGAGGACCAGACACUGGCUGGUCUAAUACCUAGCAGAGCGUUUCAACAUCAACGAGAAUCCAUGAAGCAGACAAUAGCCGGCGACAAAUCGACGAUGCGAGGUUCGAAAAAAUCCAGCACGCUAUUGUGCGCGAGAAAAAAUCCAAAGAAGAAGAAACGAAACAAGUUCGGCGCGAACUUCAAUGACGAUGGAUAUCCACUUUACGCGACAACUGCCAUAGACGAUUACGACAGCGAGGAAGUGCUGACGUAUGAGGAAGUCGCCUUAUACUAUCCUCGUGCAAAUCACAAGAGGCCAAUUGUACUCAUCGGACCACCCAACAUCGGACGGCACGAACUUAGGCAGAGAUUGAUGCAGGAUAGCGAACGUUUUGCUGCAGCGAUACCGCAUACAAGUCGUCCAAAGAAAGAUUCCGAAGUCGAUGGGCAGGAUUACCAUUUUAUUUCUCGUGCUCAGUUCGAAUCCGAUAUUCUUUGUCGGAAGUUCGUCGAGCACGGCGAAUAUGAGAAAGCGUACUAUGGCACGUCCGUGGAGGCCAUCAGGACAGUGGUUAAUUCCGGGAAAAUCUGUGUCUUAAACCUGCAUCCCCAGAGUCUCAAGAUCCUUCGAAAUUCGGAUCUGAAGCCGUAUGUUGUGUUUAUCGCGCCUCCAAGCCUCGAGAAGCUUAGGCAGAAGAGGAUCAAGAACAACGAAAGCUUCAAAGAGGAAGAAUUAAAAGACAUAAUCGAGAAGGCCCGUGAGAUGGAGGAUAAGUAUGGCCAUCUGUUUGAUAUGCUUAUCCUCAACAACGAUACGGAUCGGGCGUACAACCAGCUUCUCACGGAGAUUAAUUCACUCGAGAGAGAACCUCAGUGGGUGCCUGCGUCUUGGGUUCAGUAACUUAAGCGGUCUUAAUCGCCGCGCUUAAGACGAGCGUUUCUAUACGUGUCUCGACGGUGAGGACGGCGAUCGGAGGCCAGUAUUGCGGUAUCUGUUUGCAAGACAAGUGCUUUUACGCAAUUUUCCAAGUAAGACUUCAAGCAAGUCUGAUAGAAAUUCGGAGAACUGGUUCUUCUACAGGUGCCUGUUACAUAGUUUUAUGUUUCUUACGCAAAUCUUAAAUCUUCCCCGGUUAUUAUAUUGCAAGUACUACUCGCCUGACAGAGUCUUCCGCGCGUGUUGUCGUACUUUGGUGCCAUGAAAAUGACGGAGCAAUCUUCAAAGGGAGAAAGGGAAGAAGAGAAAUAGAAAAGAGAAUGAAUGUUCUACAAAAAAUUUUCACAACCUCUGUGACGAACUACUUCUCGACAUAGAUUCUUGCAUUUGUUAAAGAAGAAAAAAAAAUAUGAUGUUUAUAUACCACAGUGAAAAACGACAGUUUUCAAGACUUGAUUGCAUCAAUGAUGUUUCGAAUUUAAGCGAAUAUGUAAUCAAAUCGCGGACGAUAAUCUGACGAAAAACUUAAAUUUAAGUUCCGCUUAAAUUUCAAACAGAGUUGCUGCAGUUUAGUCGACUUUUGGUAUCCCGAGAUAAUUCUGAUUGAAAUACGUUCGUACGUCGAAGUUUCAGAGGUAUUUACGAUUAAAUUCUCAUGACUGACCCAUUCCCCAAGCGAUUAAUAUUAUUAUAUUAGAUGCGCGAGUAUACAAAAAAUAUCAUCUUUUCGGUGCGCCAAAGCACAUCUGCCGAGCGUUUUGCUCUUUCUACAUAUUAGCCCGUUCUACGUGAGGAAGUGUACCUGACCUGAUGUCUCCUAACAGUGAAAAAUUUCUAACUUGGGGGACUCGUGAAAAUAUCGUGUAAUUUUCUAUGAUCUACGCACAUACGUUUUGAUAAAUUUUGAUAAGUGGAACCGGAGCUUCGAUCCAGAUUUUUUAAAAGAUUCUUAUUCACAGCGUAGCACGUGCGAAUAUAUUAACGUGAUUACAUUAUUAACUCCGCGUAAUGUAAUUAAUUCUUUUUACGUUUAUCGCUAAUCAGUCAUACACACACACACACACACAUAUAUAUAUAUAUAUAUCGAACUUUCGCAUACGAUCAUAGAGAGUCGCACGUUUUUUCACGUGAAAUUUUGGUUAGAAAUUUUUGGUAGUCCUGUUAUUCUAACCAAGCGGAAGUUCUUAUUAUAAAGGAAGAAAAAAAAAAUUCCAAAACGACGAUCCCACAAGCAUAACGACGCACUUUAUGCGUUUCUUCGAACGCAAGAGGAAACGUCUGCGAUGUCGAAGAAGGCGAAACUCGCUAACGUUUUAUCGUUCGCCCUAGACAUUUCGUGUUUGUUUAGAGAGCAGAAACUCGUGUUUCGAACCCGUAGAUUCGUUAAACGCAAUAGACUUAGGCUCGACUGUGGUUCGGUAUACAAGCUUUUGAAAAUUUCGCAUAAAACAAUUGUUUCUCCUGAGUGUUUUUUUACAGGGAGCGAUUAUUACGCAACGCGAUCGAAUAGGGUAAAAGAUGUUUAUCUGUGUCAUUGUAUCGCUACGAAAAUAGGGAUCGAUGCGAAAUAGAAAAGAAAAAAAUGUGUAGUAGAGAGAGAGAAAGAAAGGCCAUUGUGGUUUUUCAUUGGAAAUUAUUCGGUAAAUGCAAGUGCGCGAUGUGUAUCUUAUAAAUAUUCUUGCGUUAGUAAUAAUUGUGUAUUAUAUCGGAAAGUAACUUUUCUAUAUUUUUUUCUUUUCUUCGAUGACUUUAAGAGCUCCGGUAAAUUCGGCAAAGAUGUGUCAUUCGUAUAGAAAUUGUGGGCUACUGUGUCGUGAUUAGAUCAACUGUGUAAUGUUAGUCGAUCCAGAGAGAAAAA
Messenger RNA from Trachymyrmex cornetzi, 8099 nucleotides. RefSeq lists its product as uncharacterized. The record is from RefSeq and is a predicted model, not a curated record. Gene Ontology annotation, molecular function: protein binding. The transcript is spliced from 11 exons. Lineage: Eukaryota; Metazoa; Arthropoda; Insecta; Hymenoptera; Formicidae. The coding region runs from base 1115 to 6205 and encodes 1696 amino acids.